CUUCGAUCACUAAUAAACCAAGUGUUAGUAUAAGAAUUGCCUGAGCAAAGAUUUCCAGUGGCCGUCCAUACAACUCACAACCCGCCGACCAAGCCGCCAGGCUUUACAUAACGGAAGCAAGCCGUAGUAUCUGGCCUCCCCGGACGCAAGCCCCUUCAUCGCAGUUCGCUACGCCCCAUUCUGCCGCCGACCACCGGCAUAUUUCUGUCACAAUGUCCGACCUCAACUCGUGGGAGGAUGACCCCGCUGCACAGCAGGACGAGAACCUCGCCAGGCAGACGCAGCAGCAGAUGAACCUUGGCCGCGGCCAACAAACUCAGGGAGGCUUCAGGGCCGGCGCUUCCACCUUCACACCCGGCGCACAGUCUUUCCAGCCCGGCCAACCCUUCGGGGGCGCCAACUACGCCCAGUACCAGCAGCAACCAUUCUAUGGUGGUCAGCAAUACGGGCAGCAGUACGGCCAACAGCAAUACUAUGGCAGCCAAGCCUAUGGAAAUCAGCCGUAUGGCAGCCAGCAAGCAUACCCACAAGGCCAAUAUGGCGGCGGCCAAGGCUACAGCGCCGUCUACGGACAGGGCGGCUAUAACAACCAGGGAUACAACCAGGACAGCAACUUCCAGAACCAACAAGGGCAGCAGCGUCAGCAGCAGACGCAGCAAACCAAUGCCGCGCCAACAAUCGUCAAACGCCCCACGGACGCUGCUGCCGCGGCUGCCCCGUCCGCACCCGCGGCUGACUUGAGCAAGCCCGUGGCUACAAAGGAAGGCGGCCCCAAGGUUCUCAGCAUUAGCGGCGAUGCACCGCAGCCCAAGUCGAAGGUCCUGUCAAUUGGCGCGCCGGCCGCGGCAAAGGAGGCGCCGAAGGAGGAGCCGAAGGAAGCGCCGAAGAAGGACACGGCAGCCGAAUCGGGCUCCAAGGCUGCAGCGGCCAAGGCCAUCGAGAAGACCGGACCGGCCGAUAGCGGCGCGAGCGGAAAGUCAUCGCCGACCCCGUCGUCUGGCCGUUCGAGCCCGACCCGCGGGGGGCCAAAGUCCUCGGCCCGUGAUGUCAACGCCGUCGAGAAGGAGCAAACUGCAGAUGUCGAUGAUGAGACCCUCAAGGAGAUUUACGGCAAGGAGCACGUCAACAUCAUCUUCAUCGGUCACGUCGAUGCCGGAAAAUCGACGCUGGGAGGAUCGAUCCUGUACGUCACGGGCAUGGUGGACCAGAGGACCAUGGACAAGUACAAGAGGGAGGCCAAGGAGCUCGGCCGAGAGACAUGGUAUCUCUCGUGGGCUCUUGAUCUUACCAACGAGGAGCGUUCCAAAGGAAAGACGGUUGAGGUUGGGCGUGGCUUCUUUGAGACGGAGAAGAGACGAUACAGCAUCCUCGACGCCCCCGGUCACAAGACGUAUGUACCAAGCAUGAUCGGCGGCGCCUCCCAAGCCGACGUUGGGAUCCUGGUCAUCAGUGCGCGCAAGGGCGAGUACGAGACAGGAUUCGAGAAGGGCGGGCAGACCAGAGAACACGCCAUGCUGGCCAAGACGCAGGGUGUCAACAAGCUGGUGGUCGCCAUCAACAAGAUGGACGAUCCCACGGUCGAGUGGUCGCACGAUCGGUACAAGGAGUGCACCACAAAGCUGGCGCAGUUCUUGAAGGGGACAGGCUACAACCUGAAGACGGACGUUUUCUUCAUGCCCAUUGCUGCGCAGCAGACUAUGGGUAUCAAGGACAGGAUUCCCAAGGAUGUAGCGCCCUGGUACGACGGGCCUUCGCUGCUGGAGUAUCUGGACGACAUGCAGAUGCUCGAGCGUAAGCUCAACGCUCCGUUCAUGAUGGCAGUGUCGGGCAAGUACCGUGACAUGGGCACCAUGAUUGAAGGCAAGAUCGAGGCGGGUGUGAUCAAGAAGGGAAUGAGCCUCAUGAUGAUGCCGAACAAGCAGUCCGUCGAUGUCUCGGCGCUUUAUGGCGAGACGGAAGACGAGGUUACCAUCGCGCAGUGCGGCGACCAAGUGCGCAUGCGCCUGCGAGGCAUCGAGGAGGAAGACAUCCAGCCAGGAUUCGUCAUCUGCUCGCCCAAGAGGCUUGUACACACGGUCUCGGAGUUCGAGGCGCAGAUCCGUAUCCUGGAUCUUAAGUCUAUCCUAACGGCGGGCUACAACUGUGUGCUUCACGUUCACGCAGCGAUUGAGGAGGUUACCUUUGCAGCACUUCUCCACAAGCUACAAAAGGGCACGAACAGGAAGAGCAAGGUCCCGCCCUCGCACGCGAAGAAGGGAGACAGCAUCAUCGCAAGGAUGCAGGUCACCGGCUCAUCGGGCGCUGUUUGUGUUGAAAAAUUCGAAGACUACCCCCAGAUGGGUCGUUUCACCCUACGAGAUCAGGGUCAAACAAUUGCCAUUGGCAAGAUUACGAAGCUCAUUGGGGUAGACGGCGCAACCGCUUAAGGAAAGAAAUGGUAGUAGACCUGGUGCUUGGGUCUCCUAGGUGGUAGCAAGGGGUCGGAAAAGAAGAAUUGGGGUGUGUACGAAAGAGACCGCCCAGUUUGACCAUGGUCCAGUGGCAAAAAGGUAUAGGCGGGUUCGGACAAGAUAUACGGAUGGAGCGAUGUGCAUGUCUACUGCGAGAGUGGCUGGGAAAGCAGGCUUCCAUGGGAGAGCCGGACCUGGAGAGCAAUAAACAAAAUUUGAAGAACAUGACGAAGACCCCGGAAGGCAAAGCUGCAGACGGGGCAAGGGAAGCAUGAGCCGUAGGAAGAUACGGAUUAUUAGCAAAGGGGGCGGAUAAAAGG
This is a messenger RNA of Gaeumannomyces tritici R3-111a-1, 2770 nucleotides long. Its product is annotated as eukaryotic peptide chain release factor GTP-binding subunit. NCBI's taxonomy places the organism in Eukaryota, Fungi, Ascomycota, Sordariomycetes, Magnaporthales, Magnaporthaceae. The record is from RefSeq and is a predicted model, not a curated record. Gene Ontology annotation, cellular component: translation release factor complex. The transcript has 4 exons. The coding region runs from base 213 to 2426 and encodes 737 amino acids. Gene Ontology annotation, molecular function: translation release factor activity; GTPase activity; GTP binding. Gene Ontology annotation, biological process: translation; translational termination; nuclear-transcribed mRNA catabolic process, deadenylation-dependent decay.